Molecule: messenger RNA, 4140 nt
Organism: Schistosoma margrebowiei
Lineage: Eukaryota; Metazoa; Platyhelminthes; Trematoda; Strigeidida; Schistosomatidae
Source: the annotation of a GenBank genome assembly
AAACAAGGUGGGACGUUCGUGUAUCGCGUUACGAUGGGGUUUAUGCGUUUCUUGUCAGUCUUCGUGGUCCUACUUCUUUUGUAUGAUGAAAUACUUGCUAAAUCAAGAUCAAAGGGAUUUGGACGCUCGAAAACACUUUCAAUUUCAAAACCAAAACAUCGUUAUUCAGGAAGAUCAAGCUUUUAUUCUCGUCGAAGUGGACUAUCAAAUUCUCGUAAAAAAGCAUUAUUCUUUACAGCUGGUGCUCUGGCUGGUAUUUAUAUUGGUUCACGAAUGAGAUCACAUGUGCACCUAAGAUCAUAUAAUGAUUUAUAUAAUUAUGAGGUUUGUGAAGGCCAACGCACCGAGUUCAUCAAUAGUACAGGGAUGACACGUACUUAUUCAUAUUUCCUAUGUCCUGAUAAUCCAAAUCAACCAUUCGAAAAAUAUUGUUGCUGGGAUUCAACAACUGGUAUGGGUGCAUGUUGUUCGUAUGAUGUAAAAAUGUAUUCACAUUCUGGCAGGACUUUAUCAAAGCUAUGGUUGAUUCGCUCCAUUGUUAUUCUUGUAAUUUCUAUUAAACAAUGUAUAUGUUGACGUUAUAAUUAUUCUUAACUUAUCAACAUAUUUAAUAUAUUCUGAUCUUAUUAGCGAUGUAAAUCAACUAUUACUAAUCAUUCAGUUUAACUGUUAUUCUGAGUUAUUUUUACAAGAAACAUACUGGUGUUAUGUAAUUAUUGUGUUUGAUUUUUCUUAAAAUUUAAUUCUUUUGUCUUCUUAAUGUUUAGUUGUAAAACGUCUUUCCCAAAAAGAAGUGGUCAUAUAUAAACUAUUGUUUGUAACAAAAUAUAGUAUGUUUGUAUUCACGAGCUCAAUAGAUAAAUACAAAUUUGAAUCAGGUCCUUAAAUUAAUUCUUAGUUAAGUGUUUCCUUCAAUUUCUUCAUAACAAAUGAUUUCCGGGCAUCUAUUGUUUAUUUGGUUAUGUUGUUUUCUCUCCAAUAAUUAGAUGUGUUUCUUUCGACAUAAAAAGAGUUGUUUAUGUGUCUCACAUCGUUUAACUAAUCAAUUAACUUUUAAACUGCGUCUUCAUUUUCGUUGUAUUCAUUGUUAUAAUUCAAAGUCAUGCAUGCUUUGUUAUGAAUCGAAUUUUUAAACAAACAUUUCUCACACCAUCUCUCAGUUUAUACUACAUCCGUAUGUUGUGAUUUAAUUUUUGCAUUUUAGAGGAGCUGUCGUUGGUACACUACUUGGAACUAUGUUAUUGAUCAUAAUACUUGGCUCGAUUAUAUAUUGCUGUUUUCGUCGUAAACGUCAAAGAGAGAGAGAAUCACUGAAUGUUCCAAGUGCACAGCUUACAUCACCUCUUGAUCCAGUGUACAAACCGGUAAGCAAAUCCAGAAGUUUGUCCGAGUCUAGUGACACUUCGACUGUAGAGAAUCAGCCAUUGAAUUCUGGGGUAAGGUGUUAUUAGUAUUUGUGACGUAAGAGAUUUAAGCAUAUGGUGUGCUGUGUGUGUGUGUGUGUGUGGUUAUACGCACAAAGUACUCCUUGGCUAACAGUUGUCUUUUUAAAAAUUUGAGCUUUCUGUUGACACCUUUCCUAUUUUUGUUUAGUUUACUACUUUAGUCGACUAUAUUUUAUUUUAAUCGAUUUUUAUUUAUAUUCGUUGACUUAGGAAACUUACUAGAAAUAUAACUUAUAAUUUCAGAAUAUCCGAUAAAAAUCAUAAAUAAAAUGUUCUUUAUCUUGUCAGUUAUUUUGUGUUGUCCAGCACUCCACAACGAUCUAACUGCUAGACAUUCGACCUCAACUUUUCAUCUAAGAUAGGCAGUGAUCAACGUAAAGCUAGUAGUAUCUAAUCUUGAUGUUCGAUUCUUUAAUGAGUGAUUUAGUUUUCUCUUAUAAACUAGUUACGUUACUUGUCAGAUUUGCUACAAUGUCCUUUUGAUUAAUUCCAAACGAAUUGAUCUUAUUGGACGAGGUUUUCAAACAAACUAAAUAAAAUAUCAAACUAUUCUUCAUCUAAGAAGUAAGUGCCGUAUGCACUGAAUGGAGUAAUAAUAAUAAACUUUUUAAGGGCUAUUGAGCAGCAGAUUGAAAUCACACUUUUUCAGUUUCUGUUUAUACAAUAAAUUACUCAUAAAUUUUAAGCACAAUCCGAUUAGUUGUACUGUAGUAUUCAUUUCCUAUAAUAGCUAAGAGUGAAUUUCAUUUAGAUUUAAUUGUUUUCUGAGGUGUUCUUUGUUGUUGCUAUUUUUAUAUUCCAUUUUCUGUAAUAUCUAUCUACUGUUAAUACUUCCUUCACAUCAGUUAACCACUACAACGAUCUUUCUUAUGUCAAAUAUGGGUGAUUUAAACUUUAAACUUUAGAUUUUGUAACACAUCAAAAAAUUGUCGCAAUGAUCUAUGUAGAUUCUUAUGUGUUAACUUGGUAUUUCUAGUAAAAUAUAGUGGACGUCUCUUUAUAUACUUUAUUGAAGAGCUACUUUACUUUAAUUUAUUAGAAUCAAUAUCCUGUAGUCAAUCCGAUCUCAUCUGUUCCUCCUGGUUAUCCUGUUUAUCCAUAUCCUCCGAACGAACAAUACGUUGGUUAUCUACAGAAUGUUGAUGUCCCUUUUACACCUGUUCCACCAGCAAUUCCAACAAACAUGACCGGAGAAAUUGGAUCUAGUUGGGGAGUAAAUACUAAUGUACCCUAUCCAACCACUCGACCAGAUUUCCCACCCCCUCCCUAUCCAGGUGCUCCAAUUUCAAAUGCUGAAGGAGUUCUACCUAGCGCUCCAAGUUCAACAUGGAUAACAAAGAGUUGAAUUAUUUUCUAAAUUCCUAACAUUGAAAAGUAUUAUUAUCGAUAACACAUAAAAGAUGAGAAGAUUCACUCCUACUACUAUUAUUAUUAUUACUAGUAUGGAUGAUAUUCAAAAAUCUUUGUCUAUCGAUUAAUUAUUAUAUACAUAUAUUUCUUCUUGUUAAUUAUGUUUAUUUGUCAAGUUUUACCAUGUUUGAAGUUGUCUUGUUUCACAUAGUAUUGUUUGUUUGUUUUUUAAUUCCAUUUUUUUGUUGUUGAUGAAUUCUUUCUAGUUGCUAUCGUUUGCAUUUUAAGCAUAUUUAUUUUGUGUAUGAUUUAUUUAUCUUACUUUUUUUUGUUGUGUUUUUUUUUAUACAAUACAUUAUUAUUUUCUUUAUUCUCAUUAUAUAUUUAUAUCCGUAUAGUUUUCCAAAUGUGUUCUAUCUAAUUCAUUCAGCAGUUAUUUUCUUUUUCUUCUCUAUUAUGAUAAGAUUUAAUAAUUAGUUGGUUAAUGAAAAAUAUGCUAACAAUUUCUUUCCCUCUUUCUGCUUUUUGUUAUGUUUAUAAAUAGUUCAAUAAAUUAGAAAUUAAUUCAUAUUGAUACUAUGUAUUUAAGCCUACUAAUAUAAUAUCUGAAAUAAUAUUGUUGGACAAUCAAUGAUUAUUAUUAUUAUUAUUAUUCAAUGGUUUUUAUUUUGCCUUUCUUUUUUUUCUUUUUUUUCUAUAAAUAUAAACUUGUUAUUUGUUGAAUUAUUGAAUAAUCAAUUUGUCACUAAUACGUUCAAAUAUUGUUUAUUGCGAUUUCUCUUUCUUUCCAUUUUCUUUUUUUUGCUUUUAUAAUUUCUUCAAAUAUUCAUUUAUAUUACAUAACUUUUAUUGUUAUUCUAUCAGUUGAAGUAUUACUAUAUUAUUUAUUACUUAAUUAAACUUUAUUAUAUUUUUAUUCAGUGAGUUAUGUUUGGUUGUUCACUUAUUUUCUAUUCAACAAAUGAAGAGAUUUAUGUUGAACAACUCAGAAAGAAAGAAAAAAAGUCCUCGCACAAUUAUUAAAAGCUUAUAAUCAGUUAUUCAUUAUUUUUUUUUAAUUUGUACUUUUUGCUUUAUUAAAUAAUAUUUUACAAAAAGAAUCAUUUUUUCAAUUGUUUAUUCCAAUAUUUAAGUGGGUUGGUUACAUUGUAUAUUUGCAAGUUUCCAUGAAUCAGGAAAUUUAUGGUCUUUCUACAAACAUCUCAGUUCAUUGAUUAUCAACGUUAUUUUUGUAAUUUAUCUUGUGUCUUAAACUUUUCAUCCUUGAUAUGUGUCCGUCAUCACAUCAUAUUCAUUACUGCAGAAAUAAUCCAUACAUAAUAUCGGAAUAUAAAAUUAGGCUUUU